Saccoglossus kowalevskii is the source of this 5256-nucleotide messenger RNA. RefSeq names its product kinetochore-associated protein 1-like. Lineage: Eukaryota; Metazoa; Hemichordata; Enteropneusta; Harrimaniidae. Gene Ontology annotation, molecular function: small GTPase binding. Gene Ontology annotation, biological process: mitotic sister chromatid segregation; protein localization to kinetochore involved in kinetochore assembly; mitotic spindle assembly checkpoint signaling. Gene Ontology annotation, cellular component: kinetochore microtubule; cytoplasm; RZZ complex. The record is from RefSeq and is a predicted model, not a curated record.
AUGUCUUACAUGAUUGGAUGUUUUUCAAAGGCUACGGAACAGGAAUCGUAUAGCAAAGCUACUGAAGUCUAUUCGGUAACAAAAGUGGAGAAACAGACAGAGGAAGCUGGGGUGAAAGAAUCUAUUCAAAUGGAAUGUAUAAAUACCAGUGAAGUACACACAGAAAGCAAUAAUAAUGCUGUAAUAUGUGAUAACACCUUGGACAUGAAUCUUGUCACUAUUGGAAAAGGUGAUUCUUGUGUAACAGUAUGGCAGGAAGAGAAUAACACUAUGCAGCCGUACAUGCUAUCAGCUCAUAUGAUGCCAGACCAAGGUUACUUGAAAUGUAAAAUCAGCCAUGAUAACAAGUUUAUCUUUCUACUAGAUAACCAGAAUAAUUUAAGCAUGUUGGAUUUUAAGUCAUUGGUCACUUGUGCAUACUGGUCUACUAUCAAAGUACAGGAUUUUAUUUUGAUGACAGUAGGAUCUGUUCAAACAAUGGACAAAGAUGGUGAUCUUGGUUAUGGCUUCCGAGUAAUAGUUUUAACAGUACCAAACCCAGAGUGUUAUUUACAGGUAUAUUCUUUACCUGGUAUGAAACUCACAUACUCAUUAGAAGUUGGUUGUCAUUCUGCUCUUGUUGAUGCUCCUUUAAGUCAGGAUACAAUUUUUUUGAUAGAGGGAGUACGCAGUGAUGAUGAUUUUGACAAUGAUAAUGGACUAGUAGCAACUCUGCGUGUCAGAUGUUUGACAGAGGCCCUGCCUGAUACGAGAUUCCACAGACUCUUACAUAAGAAGAGAUUUGAAGAAGCUAUUCAGUUUGCUCAGCAGUUUGGUCAAGAUGUUCAGCUGGUGUAUAAAGUGAAGAGCUGUCAUAUAAAUGACCUAGUUGCUCCAUGGUCUAAUCAGUCCGAUGAUGUGGAUAUCGCACAAUUAUUUGUGUCUUAUAAAGACUGCAUGGAACAUAUUCAGGACAUUGAAUAUGUUACUGAGUCUUGUACAAACACUGAUUUCCCCAACUACAGCUGUAUUGUGGAUCUGCUCAAUUAUGCAAGAUUUAGGGUUAAUGGAUCAAGUAAAAACAGUAAUAAUUCGAAAACUACUGAGUUGAUGGCAAUGAUCAUGAAAGUACAACAUAGAUUAGAUACUUAUAAUAUGACAUAUGGUGUCAAGAACUUCAGUGGACCAAAGUGGAGUCAAUUCCUGGAUGCUGAUCUGCUUACUGAGUGUAUUGAUAUGUUGAGUAAAGGACAGAUAGGCACUGCUGCAACAAUAUGGAAAAGACAUCAGUGUGAAUUUGAAGACAAUUUUACAGAGAAAGUCUUGGAGAAUAUCUUAUCUUCUAUUCCUGAAAAUAUCAAAUCUGAAGAUAUUAUUCCGUGGCUUGAUAAUGAAAUAAUUCCGUUUGUAAUUGAGGUUCUUCCUUCGGCCCAGAAUUUGUUGGCUUUGUGGCUUAUCAAGAAAGCCAGAGAUAUGGAACUUUCCGAAAAGGAUGACUGGCCAAACAAUGCACUGGAAAUGGCACAACUUUUAUUCAAAUCUGGUAGAUCUAUAGAACAUUCAGAACAAGGCAGAAAGAUUACCACACCGUCAGAGUUUUCAACAUUGAUAUGUAACCACUCUGUGACUUGCAUGAAUAACACAAAACAGAAUACCAGUAUAACACUAUUACAGAAAUUAAUUCAGAACUUGAAAGAUUUAAUUAACCUGCAUAAAGAAUACAAGUGUAAGCUGACUUUAGCAGAAUUUUCAAAGGAGACCACCAGUACUAUUACUUUCCGUAUGUUAGAUAGAGUGGUAGCACCUGAGUUGAUACCACAAUCUAUCACAAAAGUAGUUAGACCAUACAUGAAACAACAUAACCUGGCAGAAGAAGAACUACUGUUCCACUAUAUCAAGGAUUUGACCGAUCGUUGUGGUAAUAUAUCGUCUUAUGCCUAUGAAUCGUCCUGGGAAGCCAAGGCAGUAGCUGUAAUACACUGUAUUAAAGAUCUGGAUUAUUUUUAUCAAGCUAUAUUGUCAAUGAUGCUGAAAGUUACCGUGCCUUGGAGUGAUCUGGUAGAAAAUCUUGUCAGAAAGGGUUUGUCUUUUGACCACCCAAGGGUUGAACAGCUGAAACAAGUACAUGAGUUUGUGAAGUUGCGGACAAUUAUACUCAAAUAUGAUCUGUAUAACUUCAAUAUAUCAAGUGAAACUAUGGCUCCGUAUCUGUUGAAAUACUUCCUGACUAAAGAUUUACCAUGUGCUAUGGAGGAUGCACUACAAGUGGUGAAAGUCUACCCAAAUAUAGUGAAACCUGACGAUGUUUAUAUGUUCAGACUGAGAUUUCUUGUACAACAAGAGAGAAUACCGGAAUGUAUAGAUUUGUUAAAAGUGAUUCCAAAAGCUGAUUGUAUAAAAUGUGCUAACAGACUGUUAAUAUAUUGUCUUACUGUGCUCAAUGCUGAGGAAGAGGAAACAGAUGAAUAUUUGGAGUGCCAGCAUGAAGAGAAAGUCACAUUUACGGAAACUGGUAUUGCUGUUAUUCAGUUCUUAAUAAAGAUAGAAGAAGAGCCAGCAAUUCAAGGAGAUUUACAAACACUGCUGACACAGCUGAAAUGUAUUCUAUCUUUACAGAGGCAGUACAGUAUAUUUUUGACACUGGAUACUUACAGAAACCCAACUUUGAGAGAUGAAAUCCUAACAAGUUAUCUUGUAGAUUUCUUUAGUGGAAAGAAUAGUCAUACAAUGUCAAAGGUUGCUUCUGGUGAUAAGAAGCCUGCUAAGACACAGAAUACAGGAUACAAUAGAAUCUAUAGAUUAGCCGAGUUAUUACAGACGUCUUCUAAUGAUUUGAGAGGUCAGCUGGCUAUAGAAGCUGCAAGGAAUGGACAAAUUGAAACUGCUAUUAAGAUGUCCAAUGAAUUAUAUGAAUUGGUGCCUGAUGCAAAGACGAGUCAAGUCUUGUAUGCUGUUGCAUAUUAUUUGUGUAAAUUACAAAGUGAUGACAGCAAAACAGAUAAGUGGUUUUCACAUGAAAUCUAUCAGUUGGCUUGCCAUGCUGCUCUUUUAUGUCAUACUGAUAUGCUGUGUGAUUGUAUGGAGUUGUGUAAGUGUACUCGCCUCACUGAUCAAAUAUUCCAGCAGUGUGAAAGUGGAGAUUAUGGUGUCACUGUACAGAGCACAGCAAGCAAUAUUCCAGGAUUUCAAAGAGAUCCGUAUAUAGAAUGGACCUAUAAUGAUUUCUUCAAAGAGGAUGGAUUGGUAUUAGACUCAAGUAUUGCUAUACCAUUGUCAAAUCUAUUCAAUAUGUGUUGUAUUCCUAGAAUUAGACCAGUAGUAGAUAGACUGCCUUAUGAACAUGAUAGAUUGAUUGGUCAGAGUAUUAAUGACCUUAGUGAUCAAGAAAGCCAACCACAUCUGAUGGAUCUUAGCCAUAUAGCAUGGGAAAUGGUUUCACUACUCCAAGAAAACAGUCUAUAUAGUCUUGGAAUGGCUUACAUUUUAAAGACAAUAUCUGAAUUUGUUUUGUACAGCACCAGUCGAAAUAUGGGUUUUUCAGAUGCUAUUAGUUCACAAGCAAUGGACUCAAUCAUGGCACAACUAAAAUCUAAAGGAAAUGUGAUGGUACAGGAACAUACAUCCAAUCUUCUAUUGAAGAUUUUUGGGAGUAGAAAGGUGGACAUCUCAUUAGCACUGGGAUAUGCUUGUAUUUUAACAAAGGAGAAAGCCUUGGACAAACUAAAGAGUAUCAGUACAUCAGCAGGAUAUAAUUAUAAUAAAGUUACUGCUGUCAGUAAAGUCAGUGAAGAGUUGGCUUUGUUAUACAAUGAUAGUGAUUUGGUUUCACAUUGUAAGAAGAUGGCAACCAAAUCAUCUUGGGGUUCUCGCCUUAGUCAACUGCAGAUUUUAUUUCAAGAAGCAUUUAACACUGAUCGAACUGUUAAUUAUCAAAAUCUACUUCCACAAAUAAUAGAACAUAAGAAUGUUAAUAUUGACAUGCUGAAAGAUUACUGCAGAGACUUUGGUCUUAACAUUGAUGAGGCAUUGUGGCUGUAUCUUGAAACAUUACUGCUGUCUGACAAACACAUGGACUAUGGUAAUACGAGUGAGACACCAUUGGAUGAAACUCUUAUCAGAUCAGUCAUACUCCAAGUGGUUAAUUUAGAUACAUUAAAAUGCAAGUUGGAGGACAUUCUUGACAGGGUCAAUUACUAUGACUAUGACAGAAUUACUUUGAUUCUAAAAUUAAUGCAAGAGUUUUGUCCACUGCAGAAAACUGAAUUAGACAACCAAAUAAUGAAGGGUAUGAAGUUGUUUGAAUAUCUGUAUGCAUAUCAAAGAGUAAGCAAACCAUCAACGUAUGAAGCCACAUUUAGAUACAAAACUGAAGAAGACCAGCUACUGCAUGGCAGUCAUCCGCUACCGGAGUUAUCCAAGACUAGAUUGCCCUAUCACCCACUCAUACAUGGAAAACCAUGGAAAAUUAUAUCCCCUGAGUUGAAUGCAAAUACAGUGUCUAGUCUACUACCUAUAGCUGAAGUGUUAAAGUUGCAAGGGGAUAAUAUGUACAUUGUAGCUGUUCAGAAUAUUGUUAAUGAAGUUAAAAAACAGUGGCAGCUUCAAGAAAGUUUGGAAACAGGUUCAACAAAUGUAUCAUGGAAUACAAGCAGGAGAAUGAAUGUCAAGACAUUAGAAAGUUUUAACAACCUGUUGAUGAAAAUAAGCGAUAGAAAAAUGGCUGUAGCAACCUGUAGAUGGAUAGCCCAGGAGAUUCCAAGAGGUCCUGAUCAGGUUUUGAUGUUAAAGUUGUGUUGUGUCUUAGCUCACUCAUGGAAAGAAAUAUCCCAGAAUGAUCCUGCCACCUUAGAUAUGGCAACUACAACUUUAGCCAAGUUUACUGAACUACACAAGACACUGUCUACAGAGCAAGUUCUGCGUAAAUACCAUCUAACUGAUGUGACAUAUUUACGGUUGACAAAUCAACCAGCAAGGUUGAUCUUCACUUUAUAUGAGCAUAAAAGUAUUGAGAAGUCAUUUGCUGGAAGCUUAGAAAGUUUGCCAGAUAUUCACUCGGCAGCAGAUGAAAUCUCAGCUGUGAAUGCGUAUAAUAUUAGUAAGAUUAGAAUGACAUUACUUGAGAAUUGGCUUCCAUCUCAACAUUAUAAGAAAGACCAUAUGGAUGAGACUGCUGGUUUUAAUUGGAAGUCCAAUGAAAUUAGCGAUGAUGAAAGAAAUUUGAGAAGGUAUAUUUUGAAAUUUUCUAUUUCAGGCAUCAGCGGUUGUUUGUAUUUGUAG